UUAUCAAUCACAUUCUCCUCACUAUAACGCAAAAUAACCCUAAAUAUCUCUCAGUUUUCUUAUACCACGCAUUAAGAAACUACCGUACACAAAAUUAUGUAUCCCAUUGGAUGUAAUUCUUUCUUUUACAGAUAAAACCAUUUUCCAAAAAUGCAGACGUGGUCUCAUUGGGUGUAAACUAGACAUGUAAAUUUCUAUAUUUUCUUACUCGUAAAUCUGUUUAUAUUAGGAUUGACGAAGCAUUACUGGCCAGAUGUUGCGCGUCGCCGCUCUGACUUUGUUUUCUAGAGCACCGAAGGAUGUCUGUAACAAAUCCACUCUUGAAGGAUCUUAAAAAAUACAUCUUGGCGCUAUCCCAGCCGGUGAACAGCUAUGCCAUUCCACUUAACAGCCGCCCCUCUCCAGGAUCGUCCUGGACCGUUGAUCAUGAGGCCGUUACCUCCAUCACCCCGGGCCUCGGUGAGGGCAAUGUGCGCGGUCAUUACGACUCGGCCGCACCGAGUGCGCCGCAAUCUCCAGCCAUUGCUUCUUCAAAAGUCACCAGCCGAUGUGAAGACACUCGAGAUUCUCUAUCUUCCUCUCCUGAAUGUCAACUUACCCUCAACCGCUUGUCUUUUGAGCCAUGCAGUCACUGGAGUGCCGAACCUAGCGAGCUUACGCAUCACCAAUCUCAGUCUGUUGGUGCGUGUAAAUUAUCCACUCCUAAGACUUUGCCGUCAGAUCAUCAAUGUUUAUUAUCUCCAACUCCUUGUACUUCUCACCCACUUUCCCCUGUCAGUGAUGAUCCCAUUGCAGGCAAUACCUCACCGAUCUCUAUGACAAAGUGCCCUGCUAUUCCACACAACCAAGAACUCAGCCCCGCGCGAAUAUGCAGUACCAAUGUAACGACUUUAAUUGAUACAACCGCGCGUGUAGUGUUGCCAAGCAUUGCUGAUUCCCACCCUUCCUUAGCUGCAAUGUGUGAGACUCUAGAAGCAAUACUGAAUGACGGCCUGCAAGAAGGAAUAUCAACGCCUUUUGGAUACCACAAGAUCUCAUAUUGGCAGUGGAUGUGUCAAAUAAAAGAAAAGUGUGUAGGAAAAUUUCCGCGCGCUAUUGAUGAAGUACUUCAGUUUUCGUCUCUAAGAGGCUCCAAAGCUCGAGGUCGUUUGCUUAUCCGGUAUUGUCUUCAGUAUGGCUGUCUCCAAGUGCCUAUAAUUACCAAAAUGAAGCAAGAUUCUUUUCCAACGUAUUAUUCCUCCGGGUCCAUUCUUGGUCAUGAGAUUUUGAGUGAGAUUUUCCUGUCUUUAGUGAGGCAAUUGGAUACUCUUACAUUCGACCUGAAUUUAAGUAACUGGGCGUUUUUAGACUGCAGCUGGCACCUGCCAGCCACUUGUUGUGUGGACCUGAAUCCCUGCGUGGGUUUGGGGAUGCACCUCGGUCACGUGGCGGGCAGAAGUGUAGUGAUGAGAGUCGAGCUCAAUGGUGCAGCGCACAGGUCGGGCUUGAUCCAUACUGGAGACGUAAUUUAUGCAAUCAACGGAAAAGUAAUUCAUGGAUUCAAUAGACAAAAUGUUUCACAAUUAUUGAAAGAAGCCAAAACAAGUUCUGCAAGUAUUCGACUCAAAAUUGCGAAAGGCUUGGACAUGCAUGGACGUGUCUACCCUCCUGUGCUAUCGCUAUUGAUUAAACUGGGAGUGGAUCUUGAAGAUGCGAGGGAAAUGAGAAUAGUUGAAGAAGAAAAUCGAUCGGCAUCCGCGGAACUUUUGCAGUCCCAAAUCAGUUCUAAAUCUUCUGUGUGCGAUUCCCCCAUUUCUGGGAAGCCUAAAUUCCAAAGUGGACGUGAUAAUGGCUCCAGCAUCACAACUUCGCCUUGCCGCUCCUCGACCGUCGAAGCUUGCGACCGCAGCUACAGGGCCAUCGACGCGAAACCUUGUGACGACCUACCGAGUGUAUGGCUCGUCGGCAGCGUCGAAGUUGGUAACCGCGGAGACGUCGAACUGAUAAGCGAUGCAAUACUGACUGUGUUGCGCACGUGUGAGACUCGUCAGCACAUUCCCGUGAACUUCAAUACUGGCGAAAUAGGAGUGAAAGUGUUGUCGCUGAAAGGAAAAACAUUGCUCCAACACAGCUACACUGAAAUAUCUGCCUGUGGAAGAAGGGAAUCGCACCCACAUUACUUUGCAUACCUGGCUGGGGACACGACCUGCUCUUUAUCUGCCCAGUUCACAUGCUUCGUUUUCCGAGCAGCCACGGUCGAAGAAUGUUCUGAAAUUCUCCUUACUUUGGCUGACGGAUUUCACAGAACGCAUUGGGCUGUGUGAGUGUCAUUGGUGUGUUUUAUUUUACAUUAAUCUUUGUAAGCUAAGAUAGGCAGAGAUAAGAAAUUUGUCUUUAGUCAAGUGUAGUAGACAUAAAAUUAUGUCUACGCAUUUGAAAUUUACACGAUAUCUGCAAUUUUAAUGCAAUAUUAUUGUAUGCCUAUUAUUUGCACUUAACACUCUUCAAAUAAAUUAAAUAAGAUUGUGAAUUUAUUGGAGAGGAACUAGAAUACCAAGAUAACCGCUAAAAAGUAGUAUUUAGCCAUUAAAAUUUGAAUUUUUAAUUCGACAAGUCCCAUUUUAUGUGACUAAACUAUUACAUAAAAUAUUAGGCUCCAAUUUUUACUGUGCCGAUGCAGAAUUUGUUUUCUUCCUUCGACGGAUUUGAGAUCCACGGAUGUCACUGAUAAGUAUGUUUUGAAAUCCUUCCGUUCCUUUUUGUUACAAAAUUAGCUUUAAAAUUCCAUUUAUGGCUCUGGUUUACGAUGGCCCAUGCUGAAAAAUUCAAUUGAAAUGAGAAUCACUGAAAUAUUUGGUGCAUAAUUAUUCAGCUGAUCAAACCAACUAAUUUGUCUUGAUUUUAAUGCAGAAAACACUAUAGUUCCGCGCAUUCAAAUAUUCCAAUAUGAAGGAGUCUAAACAUGAGGUUGUAGGUGAGAAUUAUGUCGGAGGAAUAUUCGAUUUGUUUUUUAUAUAAAAAGACGAUUGCUUAUUAUUACGCAUAAUGUAGCGUACUUUUUCGGUUAUACAGAGCACAUGUAUUGUAUCAUCUGCCUGCAAGUAAUACUGCUCCGCAAAUUAUCGUAACGUAGGAAUUAAGUUUCUUGUAAGAAUAAUUGCGCACGCUUCUUACGUACAGUACCUAUAUGUAGUUUUACUUUGCUUCCAUGCGCAUUUCUAUUGGACAUUUCUCGCGUACAUUUACGCACUCAGGCUCUGAACACCUCACUUGGCAGCGGCAGACCGUUAUGCACAAUUUGUGAGAUAGAAGAUGCUUCUUCCGCUAUUAUUUGUCGCCUCCAUGUCAUUAUUUACAGGUAUUAAUAUUAAUUGAUCAGAAUAAUGAUGAAGCUUCUUAUUUAUGCUUGGUUGGUUCUGUUGAUGCCUGUUUGUCUUUAUGGUAAUCGACGACUGCUUGUAAUUAUACUAAUUAAAUCUUUGCUAUGUUUUUGCUUGGCUCUAUUUUUGAUUAGUUUUUUAUGAUGAGAUACGAGUGAUUCUGAUUAUAUAUACAAAUGCUUUGCAGCGCUUAUGUUUGGUUCUGUUUAUGCUUCGUCUAUGCUUGGUGGUGCUCAUGCUUGCUUGUCUUUAUCUUUAUCUAUGCUUAGUUGUGAUCAUGCUUCUUCAUACACAACUUGAAUAUAUUACUACAUCGUCUGAUACUGAGGCGGUGCGUGGCAGCUUGUCGGUGCAAUCAUACUGCAUUAUACUCGAGUUGUUAUCAUGUUCUAUGCUAGUCGUGUAUGCAAAUAUUCUUACUAUUCAGACGAUAAGAUUGAAUUUUUACUUGCAAUUAAUGGGCGUUAGCUCUGGCUACCAAUAUUGGUCGUUUGGGGCGUGUUUGUUGUGGAUAGUAGAUAAUUGUACUUACUAGGUUGGCGAGGCUGGAAGGUAUCGGCUCCCAAGGCCACUGACUGCGUUAAUAGACGGUUAGCCUCUGCUAUUAUUAUUGAACAUUUUAAUCGGUAUGGAAGAGAACAAUAUAUAUGAGAUGAAAUCUAACCAAUAAGAACACAUUAGCUUCGUGAGGAAAGAAAUAAAAGUUCUAUUCGUAAAUGAGAUUUGGCAUUUGCGUGACUUGGUCUUUAAUGAGCUCUCCCCGUUUGCCCCAUCAUUGAUGAUGCUUGUAAGUGUGGCGAGUCCGAGGGUUUGUUCUAUCUACGCAUUCCAUUCUCCAAUUUGUUUCAUGUUAAUAACAAUUUCGUUUGUUAUCCUCUAUCUUAAGAAUACCAUUCUUCUCUGAGCCUCUACAGUAACCGCACUGUUCAAUUGAGUAUGUUGUCCCAAAAAUUACAAUGUAAAUGAAGAAAAACGUUCGCGAAAUGCGCUAGUCCUUUAGAGGAUUACUAUUUGGGUUCAUGACCUAAUGCUGUAGCCUCACAUAUUUGUUAUUGAAGUAAUUCUUAUUUAAUAAUUUGUAGUGAGAUUCUUGUUACUGGGUUCUUUUGGAUAUUUUUGCAGUUGGCCUACGCAUUUCAAUUCCAGUAAAUAAAAAGCUACGAAUUUUGAGGAGUAGAUUUUUUAGCGUUAGUUGAAGCAUAAUAUGUUAAUUUUUGCAAUUAAUGAUAAUAUUAUUCAAUGUUGUAAUUGGAACUCGACACGUUCCUUAACUACUUGUUUUUCAUUUGCAGUCCUUGUAUAUCACAAGGACAAUCGAUUGAUGAUAUAAUAGGUAUUUUUGUGACUACAUUCUCCAACGUUCUUUCUAGUCUCACUCUAGUCAUUUCCUAUAUGCAUUAUGUUAAAAAACUAGGUAAUUUUACAAACAGCGUGAUGCUUUUGAUACAUCAAAUUCUUAUCAUAAUUCUCUGUCGUAACUCUUGACCGAGAUUUGAUCUUUGAACGAUGUGCGCUAGUAAUGCAGGCAUAAUGUGGAGUACACCAGCGGCGUGUUCUUGACAUGGUGUCGUCGUACUUGGUGUGCGCCAGGUAAUGUAAGGCUGCUUCUCGUUUCUUUUCUUUAUUUAUAAAUAAUGUUAAUUACGAUCAAACUUCGUUUGUCAAAAAUAGCUUCCCUUGUAAAAAUUGAUUGAAAUUUCACCAAUGUGUCACGUUGUCCAUGAAAAGAAUUUACAGUCUAUUCACGAGUUUGAUAUAAGGAACCUGCUGAAUAAUUAAAUGCCAGCAACUAAAUUAGACUUACUCUUGGCGAUCAGAUACGUGGCACGUGCACUAAAGUGCUGACGAUGUUAAUAUAUCUCAUUUACCUUCAGUCUGGGACACUGCAGCACACUUUCUCAGCGUGUGAAUAAAAGGCGUGUCGAGGUGUCUCAUUUUGGUCGGAAACAAUAUUUGCAGUUGCGCCAUGAAUUAAUAGCGUUAAGGAGGAUAAAUUUGUGAGUAGCUUUUUUUAAAUUAAUAAUUAUAUCUUUAAAUAUAGCUAACCUCAUCA
Hyalella azteca is the source of this 5412-nucleotide messenger RNA. RefSeq lists its product as uncharacterized. The transcript has 2 exons. The record is from RefSeq and is a predicted model, not a curated record. The coding region runs from base 300 to 2303 and encodes 667 amino acids. NCBI's taxonomy places the organism in Eukaryota, Metazoa, Arthropoda, Malacostraca, Amphipoda, Hyalellidae. Gene Ontology annotation, molecular function: protein binding.